AUGGGGUUUAACAUUGGAUCAGUUCUUAUAAUGGCAGGAAUGGUAUCAUGCCUUAUCUCUGUUGCGCAUGCUGCGCAAGGAAUUGCCGUUUUCUAUGGGCCUCGUUAUACUCCCUCCAAGUGCUAUGGGAAUACGAACAGCGGAGUUAUGGUUGCUGGGGUGAGUGAUGCCCUGUGGAAUGGUGGAGCAGCAUGCGGAAGAAAAUACAGAGUGUCAUGCAUACGAGGUGCAAAUCAAGCUCCAAAACCUUGCAGACAAGGUAGUGUCGUAGUCACAGUUGUCGAUUAUUGUAGAAGAGGAUGUACUGGAGACAUCAAUCUUUCAAAAGAUGCUUUCUCCCGAAUUGCUGAUCCCAAUGCUGGCAAAGUUUUUGUUCAAUACGACCGGGUUUGA
Messenger RNA from Dovyalis caffra, 393 nucleotides. The record is from the annotation of a GenBank genome assembly. Lineage: Eukaryota; Viridiplantae; Streptophyta; Magnoliopsida; Malpighiales; Salicaceae.